Molecule: messenger RNA, 612 nt
Organism: Malus domestica (apple)
Lineage: Eukaryota; Viridiplantae; Streptophyta; Magnoliopsida; Rosales; Rosaceae
Source: RefSeq, a predicted model, not a curated record
CAGUCAAAUUAUCUCCGUCUCAAUCACCUGCAGUACCUGAAUACCUCAACAUCCGGAAACGCCUACACUAUGGCACAACUGGAAGCGAAUUCUACACAAAUAGCGCCGGAGCUUGAAAGCGAAGGAGGCGAAGAUCACUUGCAUGGAAAUCGAAAUCAGGGCUCAGGAGAGCCAAACUCAAACGCCAGAAUUAAACAUGCUCAGAUGCUGGCUGCGAAGACUAGUCGAGAUAAAUUUGAGCUGGAUAAAGCUUUAACGAAAAAGACGUGUGAUAGGAAUCAGUUGAAAGAACCGAAUAAGCAUGAACGGAGACUCAAAUUCUGUUUGGCCACGAUGAGGGAGAAAAUGAAUAUACUGCAACUAUUUUUGCUUCAUUUCGGAAACAGAGCUCAUCAAGGAAAUCCAAUGAAGCCCUUCUUGCCACGAGAAGAGAUAGCUAAACAUAAAAUGAAUUUCCGGAUGGUACAUGAAACAAACAGUUUGGCGGAGGAAAAAAAGCUUUUGAAAGAGAUCAAUGCGAGGCAGAAGGAGGUGGUUGAUUCAGUUUCACCAUUGGGAAAAAAUCGUUAUUUUCCGCCUUACAUAGAUGUAAGAAAUUUUAAUUUCUCCUAG